This is a messenger RNA of Pectinophora gossypiella (pink bollworm), 2843 nucleotides long. Its product is annotated as katanin p60 ATPase-containing subunit A1-like. The coding region runs from base 301 to 1926 and encodes 541 amino acids. The record is from RefSeq and is a predicted model, not a curated record. The transcript is spliced from 8 exons. Gene Ontology annotation, molecular function: ATP binding; microtubule severing ATPase activity; microtubule binding. Gene Ontology annotation, biological process: microtubule severing. NCBI's taxonomy places the organism in Eukaryota, Metazoa, Arthropoda, Insecta, Lepidoptera, Gelechiidae. Gene Ontology annotation, cellular component: microtubule cytoskeleton.
UUAGUACGAUUCGAGUAGCCCGCGUGGUCAGUCGCGUAGCCGCUGUGCUACGAACGUCGUAGACCAGCUACGGAAGCGUAGCAAUUAGCACAAAAAAUCACGCAGCAGUUAUUGGCCGACUUUUAUUAUUAUUUAUAUUUUAGAACAAUAAAUCAGUUUUUUAAUGACUCAAUUAGCAAUAACGAUAUUAAAUCUGCACCUAAAACUUUCAAAUUAGUUGAAAUAUUCAAAUUAAAGUGUUCUCUCAAAAAUAUAUCGGAAUAAGAUUAUACUCCAAGGGAAAAGCGGUUAGCGGUUGAGAUGACGAACGAUUCGAAGGGUGGUGGUGCAGAAGCACGGGAGCCGCGCGGGUCCUGGCCGCGACGGUCUGAUGACGUCAAGAUAGAGUUCGGAUUUGGGGUGCCUCUCGGAUCUAUGUCUGCUCAUCCAGCCUUCCACUCCGCCUGGGAUAUUGGGUACCCAUCGACAGGCUUCCACCACAUGGCAAGGAUGAUGGACCGCAUGAUGACCGAGAGCCUCCAGCCGUUCUGCAGUUUUGCGAGGAUGACCAAACGACACACUGGUAACGAGUCUUCCAAGGAACCGCCGAGAGACGGACUCCGCACGGAAAGGAGCGAUGCUCGGAGACAACGAGCCAAGAACGACACUCAUGCUGCCAACGGAACUAGACAUCCACAGACUCAAGUUGUUCGCCCAACACCAAAUGUUGGAUUCCAAGGUCAGCCAGCAGACCAGGGGAAGCAAGCGACUGACCCAACAACAGAGAAAUGGGCGACAACAUUAAGAAAACGAAACUCUGACAUCCACCCGACGUUGCCUUCAAUCGUCCCGAGGAAAACAUCUUCAUCAACGUGUUCUGUUGGCAGUGGUAGGAAAGCUAGAUCAAUCGAUAGAGCCGUGAAGCCUAAAACACGACAACUGGCACCAAUCAAGCCCACAGUCAGAAAAGAUGUUCCCUCAGAAGGAAAUGAUGUCAGACUUUUAGAAAAAGAUGAAAAAGUGUUCGAUGCAACUGGAUAUGAGUUGCAUUUAGUUGAGACUUUAGAGAGAGAUAUAGUCCAGAAGAAUCCAGACGUUCGUUGGAAGGAUGUCGUGGGUUUAGACGACGCAAAAUCAGUUUUACAGGAAGCCGUUGUAUUACCGCUUGUCAUGCCUGAUUAUUUUAAGGGUAUUAGAAGGCCAUGGAAGGGCGUUUUGUUGACUGGUCCACCAGGCACAGGCAAGACUUUGUUGGCCAGAGCAGUGGCCACGGAGUGCCGGACUACUUUCUUCAAUGUAUCCUCAGCAACGCUCACGUCUAAGUACCGAGGCGAUUCCGAAAAGCUCGUCAGAUUGCUAUUCGACAUGGCGGCGUUUUAUGCACCAAGUACGAUAUUCCUCGACGAGGUAGACUCCCUCUGCGCAGUCCGUGGUGCGGACUCUGAGCACGAGGCGUCGCGUCGUUUCAAGGCCGAGCUGCUCAUACAAAUGGAUGGUCUAGCUGCUGCCUUUAAUAAGGACAAAAUUAUUAUGGUGCUGGCAGCUACAAAUCAUCCGUGGGAUAUAGAUGAAGCUUUCAGAAGAAGAUUUGAGAAGAGAAUCUACAUUGGUCUUCCAGAUGAGUCCACGCGGGUGCGACUUCUAAAGCUAUGUCUUCGUGAUGUAGUGAUGGCUGAAAACGUUGACCUUGCACAGCUAGCGGAACGUCUAGAAGGUUACAGUGGCUCCGACAUCUGCAACCUUUGCAGAGACGCAGCAAUGAUGACGAUGCGACGGAAGAUAGCUGGAAAGAAUCCUGAGCAAAUCCGACAGAUAAAACGAUCAGAGCUCGAGGCUCCGAUCAGCAAAGACGACCUGGACGCGGCCGUUGAGAAGACCAGACGCACGGUGACACCAGCCGAUGUCGCCAAGUACUCUAGCUGGAUGCAACGCCAUGGGUGUUCCUAGCGGCGCGCCACGGCGCUCCAGGCGCUCCUCCAGCGUAUGCGCGAUUCCUGAGGCGCGUACGCACCGAUCGAUACGGUCGGAAGGUUCAACUACAUGCAACAUUCUGUGAAGUCAAGAACUAAAAUGUGAUCGUCAGCAGUGCUGGUGUAGGUGGACUUGAAAGAACUUAAAUUGUGAAAUGAACUGAUCAAAACAAUGUAAUUUAAAAGCUAGACAACAAAUACACGAUCUGUAUUAUUCGCAACGUUUUUAAUGUAAACGCAGUUUAGAUAAACGUAUCCGCGACGUCGAUCUUUGUAGAGCCAUAUCUUUGAUCAUCUGGUCGGGUACAUGCAAGUGUGAUUUGUUCUUUAUUGGAAAGAACCCUCUGAAUUUUAUAAGAACGUAUUUUUUGACUAGGAAAUGUUAACAGAGUGGAGGACAUUUAGUGCGAAGUGAAACUUAUAGACUAGACACAAUUUUUUAUAGGUUUUUAUUAACUGAUAUUUUAAACUUAAAAAAAUUGUAAACAUCGAUGAGAACUGCACUAGAUAGGUGAGCUAAUGCACAAUUUAUUGCACAUAUUUUGUAAAUAGUUACCUAUAUAUUUGAUACGUUUUAUCACAAAUUAUGUCCUAAUUGGCUUUUAGGCAUGUACCUAGUAAUAAUGGUUGUAAUCAAGCUUUUGGACUUUUGUUCUUUGGCUUAGAAAUUAUUUGUUUUGUAAUCAUUUCAGAGUUAAUCACGAUAUUUCCGGUAUACUUUAGGACGACUAUUUUCUACGUCAAAGAAAAUUGUGAGUUAUCGAAUAUGUUUAGUAAGUUAGGGUUAGGUUAUUUUGACUCGAGUGUUAUUCAAAAAUAGCACUCAUAUUCGGGUAAGAUUUGUUUAUUGAGGAACAGUGUAAAAUAUGUAAGUGUUUUGUAAUCAUUAUUGUU